CGCGGCCGCCGCGCACCCGCCCAGCCGCGGGGACCGCCGCCUCCGGCAUGCGGAGCUGCAAGAUGGUGCGGGUGGCCAGCGUGCUGGGGCUCGUCAUGCUCAGCGUGGCGCUGCUCAUCCUGUCCCUCAUCAGCUACGUGUCGCUCAAGAAGGACAACAUCUUCGGGGCGCCCCGCGCCGCCGGCGCCGCCGGGCCCCGCAUGUACAUGUUCCACGCGGGCUUCAGGUCCCAGUUCGCACUGAAGUUCCUGGACCCCUCGUUCGUGCCCAUCACCAACUCCCUGGGCCAGGAGCUGCAGGACAAGCCCUCCAAGUGGGUGUUCAACCGCAGCGCCUUCGCCCACCAGAGGCAAGAAAUCCUUCAGCAUGUCGAUGUCAUCAAAAACUUUUCUCUGACCAAGAGCAGCGUUCGGAUCGGGCAGCUGAUGCACUACGAUUAUUCCAGCCAUAAGUACGUUUUCUCCAUCAGCAACAACUUCAGGUCCCUGCUCCCUGACGUGUCUCCCAUCCUGAACAAGCACUACAACAUCUGUGCCGUGGUUGGCAACAGCGGCAUCCUGACCGGGAGCCAGUGCGGCCAGGAAAUCGAUAAAUCCGAUUUUGUCUUUCGCUGCAAUUUCGCUCCAACCGAGGCUUUCCAGAAAGAUGUUGGAAGGAAAACCAACCUUACCACCUUCAACCCCAGCAUCCUGGAGAAGUAUUACAACAACCUCUUGACCAUUCAGGAUCGCAACAACUUCUUUUUAAGUUUGAAAAAGCUGGAUGGGGCCAUUCUUUGGAUCCCCGCUUUUUUCUUCCACACGUCGGCGACAGUCACGCGAACGCUGGUGGAUUUCUUCGUUGAGCACAGAGGGCAGCUGAAGGUCCAGUUGGCUUGGCCAGGAAAUAUCAUGCAGCACGUUAACAGGUACUGGAGGAACAAGCACCUGUCCCCGAAGCGGCUGAGCACAGGGAUCCUGAUGUACACCCUGGCCUCGGCCGUAUGUGACGAGAUCCACCUGUACGGAUUCUGGCCCUUCGGCUUCGACCCCAACACGCGGGAGGACCUCCCGUACCACUACUACGACAAGAAGGGAACCAAGUUCACCACCAAGUGGCAGGAGUCCCACCAGCUGCCUGCAGAGUUCCAGCUGCUCUACAGGAUGCACGGUGAAGGACUGGCCAAACUCACCUUGUCGCAUUGUGCCUAAGAACCUAAAUCUUGAAGUGCCAAACCGUUGUCUAAAAAAGUGCCCAAAACAAAUUUAAUGAUUCUUCAGAUAGAAUUCUAAAAAAGGAAACAAACCCACCCUAAAAUCUUUUCCAUAAUUUAAAGAUGCUUUUUAGCUACUGCUCAUCCAAGGUUUCAGCGUAUUUAGCGGUGCAGAAGCUUUUAUCAUGUCCUGUGGAUGCGAUUUGUGCAGCUGCAAAGUUGAAACAUUUUGCAUUUCUAGAUGAGCCACUCAGUAUGUUUUACUACCUGUUCACAUUUUAGCGUUCUGCUGAAUGCCCUCAAUCUCUUCAUUUUGUUGUUCCUUCCCACUAGACCUAGAAAUGCUACUUUUAAAAGGUUUUGCUUCUUUUGUAUGUGUUGCUGUCCAUAGCUCAGCGCUGCCGUGGCCGACGGAGGAAGCCACUCGGGACUCCGGGGCAUCGUCCUCAGUGUGGAUCCUGAUUUCCACCGCUUGGUAUUUUCCUAUUUACUGAAUUUUACAUUUUUUAAAGGAUAACAAGAAGCUCACAAAGUGGCUCAUACCUUAGCUAGGUGUUUCUAUCACUCUUGGAAUACUUCAGUGUUUUAAUUCCAUUCAGGACAGAUCCUAGCCCAGACUAGACAGGUGGAAGCAUGGUCAUUCCCAUCUAUGUGAUAAAGUUAAACCACCACUAUCAAUGGAGUGAGAAAAGCCCCAAAUCCUGUCCUUGUGCUUGGGCAGGGCCUGGCAGGAUGGGCAACAAUGGGAGCCAGGUGCUGGGAUUUUUAAAAGCGGUUUUUGUAGGGAAGAGAGCAGAGCUGGAGUGCAGGGAAGAGGAAAUGCCAUCACCAAAUUACCGGUUUAUGUCUCUAACUCACCAGACAGCUGGAGCUGAUUUAUUUAAAGGUUUUUACAGUGUGCUGGGGGCUGCCCUCCCUGCUCAGGACAGCCAGUGGCCCCUGCAAGUGGCAUCAACUCAGCUGGGCUCUUCCUUCCCUCUCUUUGGCCCCAGACCUUCCUGCAUGAAUUCCUGAUGGUUCAGGGAGAAUUCCCCUUCCCAUGACUGAAUGCCCAGACAAGCCAACAGAGUUAAUUCAGCACCUGCAAGUACAAAACAUUUGAGGUUCCAAAAUCCAGGACAGCUCCAGCCCCUCUGCCAACAGGAUGGGUGCCAAGGUGCUGGGGGUGUACAUAGCAUUGGGAAUACAUGUUUCCUCUCUUUUUUUAUACAUCUUGGGCCUGUAUUUUUGUUGCUUGCAUCUCCUCGGUGAAUGGUAGCGAGGCAUGUGAAAACAGGCAUUUGGCUACCAGGUUUACUUGUGGACUAAGCCAAAAAGCAGGAGUUUGUGAACCAGAACUAACUGGGAAUGGAGGCUGCAGAAACAGGGCAAAUAGGAAAAAAGCAGGUUUUCUGUAAAUGAAUGUGUCUUUAUUUCAAUGGCUCUACAGUUCAAUGCCUGAUGGAGUUGUUUUCAAGUAAAAAAAAAUAUAAACUUUAAAAAAAAAAAAAGAAAAAAAAUGCCAUAAUUGUAAUAAAGGUUUCAUUAUUAAGGGCCAUACUAAAAGCAUUGUUUAUUUUUCA
Messenger RNA from Catharus ustulatus (Swainson's thrush), 2754 nucleotides. It is a transcript of the gene ST8SIA3, whose product is annotated as ST8 alpha-N-acetyl-neuraminide alpha-2,8-sialyltransferase 3. The record is from RefSeq and is a predicted model, not a curated record. Gene Ontology annotation, molecular function: alpha-N-acetylneuraminate alpha-2,8-sialyltransferase activity. Gene Ontology annotation, biological process: N-glycan processing; oligosaccharide metabolic process. The transcript has 4 exons. Lineage: Eukaryota; Metazoa; Chordata; Aves; Passeriformes; Turdidae. Bases 48 to 1190 code for a protein of 380 amino acids.